AUGCGCCUCGCUCAAGUGCUCGCAGUCUGCGGCGCCGUCGCAAUCCAGGCUGUUGCUGCCGGCCCAGACAAUGCCGUCACGGUCCAUGUCAUGACGGCCUCGGGGUCAUUGGACAAUGUCUUAUGGCCCGCGCCCGAGUCGCCGAGCACUCCCGGGCACAGCGCCAAUUCGACGACCACAGCUCAAUGGGCCUCUUCAAAUUCAACGAGAUCUGCCACAGUCACCAAGACCAGCGCAACACAGGCCAGCCAAUCGACCUCGCAAUCCCCAGACACGACGGCGGGGGCCACCAUUCCCCAGCAUGCCGAGAGCUCCAUGGUUGGCCUCCUCGGCUUCUUCAUCGUCGGACUGUUAGUCUUAUAG
Messenger RNA from Clonostachys rhizophaga, 363 nucleotides. The record is from the annotation of a GenBank genome assembly. Lineage: Eukaryota; Fungi; Ascomycota; Sordariomycetes; Hypocreales; Bionectriaceae.